Messenger RNA from Myzus persicae (green peach aphid), 801 nucleotides. RefSeq lists its product as uncharacterized. The record is from RefSeq and is a predicted model, not a curated record. The transcript has 6 exons. The coding region runs from base 364 to 627 and encodes 87 amino acids. Lineage: Eukaryota; Metazoa; Arthropoda; Insecta; Hemiptera; Aphididae.
GGUGGGCAGCAGUCGUAGACGGCAAGUCCGUACAUGGUGUCGUCGGGCAGGCGCUUGAGGCGAACGGUAGCGAGACAACAGCAAUAAUAGUAAUAAUAUUUACCGCAGAUCGAUAAAAGUUUUCGUGUUUUCAUUUUAUUGUUGCUUGUCGUCAGAAACAUUGCACCGCAAUCCGUACUUGUAACCGCACAGGUAGUUACAAUACCUGCACCGUGCAUUCGGUGUACGAUAUUAAUAGUAUACAGAAGAAAAAUUAUCAGCUAUUAUAGUACUGUACCAUGAAUAAGAAGAUAUUUUAGAAGUUCCUACAAGUUAUGUUUUUUAUUUAAUCUCCAUCUGUAUUUUUAUAAAAUCAUAAUUAAGAUGCAAGAACCUCCAACUGAUUGGCUUAUGAUCAUUGCAAUAUGUUUCAUAACUAGUUGCGUAUUAAUUGGUGUACUGUGUGUUGUUUGUUGCUUUUGGUCAAAAUGCUUAUUAUUCAAUUGUUGCCGACCAAACUAUAACAACACAUUUAUUAUAUCUUAUGACAAACCAGAAGAAGCAUUGAACUUACCACCAGAAGACACAAAUAACAGUACUUGUUACUCACCCGUACGAAUGAAAAAAAUAAAAACAUAUGAUUAUUAAAUUUUAAAGAUUUUUAAGUAAGAUAUAUGCUUGUGUUGCUUACAUGUGCGACUACAAAAAAAAAAUUGUCAAAAUGCAACGAAUGUUCCUGAUCUCAGUAUUACAUAGUACACAUACAAAUAAAUAAUAAUAAUAAGACACGAUUCAGAAACCGACUACAAUAUUUCAUUUAUU